AUUUUCAAACCCUGCUAACUGCGAGGAGGGACGUUUGUGAAUUAACUUUUCGGAGGAGCACAAUCGGAGGCAGUGUUUGGGCCUGAGUCAUGGCCUCGCUCGGUGGCUUCGUCGAGUUCUUCCAAAAAGGGAAAACCUUCAGGCCAAAGAAGAAAUUUGAGCCUGGGACUCUCAAGUACUCGUUACACAAGCAGGCACAGGCGUCACUCAGCUCGGGAAUCAACCUGCGUUCAGUGGUCACUCUGCCGCCCGGAGAAGAUCUCAAUGACUGGAUUGCCGUUCAUGUGGUGGAUUUCUUCAAUCGAAUCAACCUGAUAUAUGGGACAGUAUGUGAAUAUUGUACGGAGAGUUCCUGCCCGACUAUGUCUGGAGGACCCAAAUUUGAAUACUUGUGGGCUGAUGGCGGGAAGUACAAGAAGCCGACCGCUCUCCCUGCACCACAAUACAUAUCACACCUCAUGGAUUGGGUAGAGACACAAAUUAAUGAUGAACACACCUUUCCAGUCACUGUUGAUGUGCCCUUCCCAAAAGCCUUCAUUCCUUUGUGUAAGAAGAUUCUUACACGUCUCUUCAGGGUUUUUGUCCAUGUAUAUAUCCAUCACUUUGACCGCAUUGUGGCUAUUGGAGCUGAAGCCCAUGUCAACACCUGUUACAAGCAUUUUUAUUACUUCAUCACUGAGUUCGACCUAGUUCCUCAGAAGGAGUUUGAACCUCUCAAAGAUAUGACUGCCAAGAUUUGUCAUGACAACCCAGAACCUCCAAUAGAAUCCAACCACAGAAGACAGUGAGUUUCUCAUUAGGAGAGAGAGAGAGAGAGAGAUACGACAAUAUGGGAGAAAGAUAAUAAAGCUCCCAACUUGUGUGGGAGUGAGUUGAUAGGAUAUAUUUAUAAGUCUGGUAUGGUUUGAUGCGUGAUCAGCUUUUGUAUGUGCCAGGAUGUGUAACAGUAUGGAUCUGAUAAGGUUUAAAUGGUUCCCACUAAGGUGAAUAUGGAAGUGGUAUUUGUAAUAAAGGUGAAACUGGACCUUAAGCUUUAUAUAGGAUUUAUUGUUGGUAUAAUUGAUAAGUGUUAGACAAUAGGCCAGUGUAGGCCAUUAAUUCUUUGGUACUCUUAUUAAGAAGCCAUAAAGAGUUAACUAUGGCUUAACUGAAACAAUAUCUCUUUUUUUGUUCAUAAAUCUUUUUUUGUUUUUCCUUUAUCCCCCCCCCCCUUUUUUUUUUUUCUUUUCAUUAUUAUUAUUAUUUUUUUUUUUUUCUUAAGUAAAAGUGAGUUACUUAGAGAUCAUAUAAGUAAGGAUAGAUGCAUUUUCCAAUAUUGAUAAUGUAAAUUAUCUUGGACUUUGUAUUUAUAUCUGUGGUAAAAGCAUAAUGUUCAGUAAUUACUUGUCAGUGAUGUAUGUGUGUGUAUAUAUAUAUAUAUAAAUAAUAGUUGUGUAAAUGACUAAAUGUAAGCCCAAGAUUUUAUAUGUCUGUUUGACUAAGUUCAUUUUGUUUUCCUCCCAUGAUCAUUAUAAUGUGAAGAUGACAUUGAAGUGAAUGCUUAUGGCUUCAAAACUUUAUUAAUAUUUUGAUGCUUUGGCUUAUAUCCAUGCAGAAACACAAAGAAAAGUAAAUUUAAGUUUUCAGAUGCCUCUCAACUUCUGCAACUAUGAGAAUUCAAAGCAGAUAAUACAAAAAGAUAUAUAAAAAUUAAUUAAAGAAAGAAAAAAUUUAUCAUGUUCAUAUUUUAUUGUGGUUGUAUUAUUUAUUUCACGAAAUGUUAGAAGAAAUAUUUUUUUAAAAAUCUGUGUAAUGCACUGUAUCUCUCAAACUUUCUUUUUCUUAUAUUCUGCAUUUGAUUUAUCUGAUACCAGCAUUUCUGUAAAGAAAAUAGGCCAAACUGAACAUUAGAAAAAUAGUUUUCUGUUUUGAUUUUUUGUGGCUCAGCAGUAAGAAAUAUUUUAUUUGUUGUACAGUGCAAUAUGAAUUCAAAUUAGAUCAGAAGAAAUUGACAGUAGUUGGUUUAUUUUUUAUUGAUUUGAAAUCCUAAAGGACAAAAAUAUGUAUCAGAAGAGUGAGCUGAUUUUUAAUUUCUCAAUAGUAUGUUUUCAAGAAAUGCCUUGAGUUUAUGAAAAGUCUUUAAAUUUACUUAGUUCCCCUCCAAAAUGGUAUUUGAGUCAUUUGACAGAGAAUGUUGAUGAAUAUUUGGCCAGUUCUUCUAAAGUAGACUUGGAAAACAGUGAAAUUUAGAAGUAUUUACAUUAUUAAAUGUAGUGAUCUGAGAAUUAUUUAAGUUUAUAAUAUGUAUCUCAAGAAACAUGCAGUAUUAUGAAAGCCACUCAACCGUCCACAAUGUUUAGUCAUUGAACAGGUAUUCACAUUUACCUGUAAGCCUGUUUUUUUCAAGCUUUUGCCAAUUUUUACAGCUUUUAUUCACAAAAAUACCUCUUUGCUUUUAAGUGAUAAGAUGAAAGUAUUGGUUAUAAAUCUGGGACAGUCAUUGUACAGUUCUCUCAUUCAGAAUCUGUUAAAAAUGAAAUUUUAGUCUCCAGGAAUACCACUCCUAGAAAUGUUAAGUUUUGUCAGAAUUUAUGUACUUAGAAUAUAAUUUUUUCAUUUUUUUUAGCUCCUGUUUUAUGUUCCAUUUGCAGCCAAAAAUACCAAAGCAAACUGCGUAGAGGUGCUUAUUUUUCUUGAUUGGUUUCCAUAUACAAGUAACGGACACAUAAAUACAUGGCUCUGACAAAACUAUAUAUACCUUCCCUCAACUUCACUAAUCAUCAUUUGAUUCCAAUAGAACCACUUAUUAAUGGCUUGAAAGCUUUUUACGUUUUAUAGAGAAAUGUUGCUGUGGAUCACAUAUUACAUGGACAUACAGGGUACCAUGAAAAGGGUCAACAACUCAACAACUUUAGUACAUAUUUUUGUUUGUGUAUGUAGUCUUUUUUCCAGAGUUGAAUAGAAUCACUUUUCAUAUUAAUAAAUAUGAUUUCUGAUUUCCUUUUUUUAAAGAGAUCUGUUUAAUACAAAAAUGUAAGCUGUGUAUUAUCAAUAUUCUGUUAGGCAUUAUAUUUGCCAUUGAUAUUACUUUAUUUUGUAUGUACAAAUGGAUUCACAUCUCUUUCAUAAUAAACAACUUAUAUUGUCUUUGUUAAAUUUAAUAGCUUAUUAAUUAUCCAUUGUAGAUUUAACUCUUAGUUUGUACUUACUUGUAGGCCACAUUAUCAUUCAUAAUAGUUCUGAAUUUGAGUUAUUUUCUUGAAAGUACAAUUGCAAGAUGCUUCUCUCUCUCUCUUCCCCCCCCCAUCUUCCAUGUGUCAAAUUUCGGUUCAGUAGAUCAUUUUUAACAUACAUUUUCAUCUUUAAACUGUGUCAUUUCCUUUAAAUUACUUUAAAUUGAUUAUAUAAGAAUUGUUAAAUGCUUUUCAUGAGUGGUCUGAUACCUCAAAUAUUGGUUUUGUUUAGAUGCUGCAAAGGGGUCACCAGUGCAUUUUCCCAAAGUAACAAAAAUUAAACCAUCUGAGAAGGGUAUCAUUCCAAGAUUUUUUUUUUUAUCUGGUAUAUAUUUUUACAAUACACAUCAGAUGUUGAGUUAAAAGAUACAUAAUAUAAUAUGAUAUGUAAUAAGAAAAUUUGGAGUAGUUAGUUUCAUGUAUUUAGUUUCGUAGAUAGUAAAAGAGUGUAGAACAUGAAGUCAUCACAUAUUUCAUUGAUUUGAAGUUUUGUUUUGUAGAAUAUAAGUGCCUGUUAGUAUGAAAAUUAGUAACUCUUAAUAGGUAUGAACAGUUGGGAAUAUUAAAUGAAAGAAAACCUAAAUCUGCAUAUCUGUGAAGUGUAUCAGAUAUUCAUGCAGUAAAAUCGGUUGCUUUGCAGGGGUUAUGUUCUUGUCCUGAAUACUUGUGUAUUAUGAUGUAUUUCUUGUAUUUCUUGAUAGGAUUUUGUGCAGUGACUCGUUAAGAAGAGGUCUACAUUGUCAGAGAAUACAUUAUAGCUUAAUCUGUGUUUAUCUUGAAUGAAUGAAUAUAACUAAGCUGUACUGCUGUCUUCCCCCCUAGAGUUUUACUCUUGCACUCUCUCUGUAGCCUUAGAAAUAGGUGCUCUGAUAAUACAGACCUGGAUUUGUUGGAGUUGAGAUAUGUUAGGGAAUAUUGAUGCAAAUUAUCAAAGUCCAAAGGUGAUUGUGAUAUGAAUGUCAGCUUAUGGAUAAGUAGUAGUUGAUUGACUGAAUAUCUUUGUUUAGCUUUUACUGAGGAAAGAUUAAUCCUGUAAAGUUAACAAUCUUGUUUAAUUUUUUUAAGAAUUAGUAAUUUAUAUUGGAAGUAUCAAAUUUUGGUCUGUCAUUUAUUUUUAUGUCAUAUCUGUACACUGAAAGAAUUACAUACUUAUUUCUUUUUCUUGUAGAUGUUUAUUUCACAAUGGCUAUUUUAGUUUUCAGUCAAAGCACUGUGAUCCUUUAAUAUACAUCAAGUAGUUCAGAAAGGUAAAGCCAUUCAGAAUUCAUGUGGCUUUUUCACCUGUUUUUAUCGUUUUAUAUCCAUUACAUCCCAAAGAAAUAGUUAAGUUAAUUCUGUCCCCAUGAUUUGUUUUCACCUAAGAAGUCAUAAAAUGAAUUAACCAAAAAAUUACUAAAGGUGUAAUUUCAGUGCAACUGUUGCAUAUCUCCAAAUAUGAAGAAUGCUUACCUUUGCCCAUGAUGUUUGGUAAAGGAAUGUUUCCUAGGUUUUAUCACACCCAGUACUGAUAAUUUUAGCCAUACCUUUGAAGAAACCCUGGCAUGUGUCAUAUUGGUUUAUUUAUUCUUGGGUAACUUGUGAUUUUUGUUUGUAUGUUCUGAGGAGGAGCUAAGCAUAAGCUCAGGGAAUCAUGCAGAGGUGUCCAGUUUCUCUUGAUACAGAUCAAAGCAAAGAUGAAACUUUUCUGUCAAAUUAUGGAUUUUGAGGUUUGAAAAAUUGCUGCAAGGUUAGUCUAGUAACUGUGUAGUUAACUCCUGGAUAUAAAUAAUAUGUUGGAUGUUAACUUGGCAGAAUUGUUUUAAAAUAGAUGGCAAUAUUAUGUUUUAAUAACUAAUGUAAGUAUAUGUGAAGUUUCCAUGACUGGAAAUAUGCUUUGUCAUUAGCUGCUAAUGCUCUGCAUUAAAAUUCAUAUUGUUCAGUAAAUUGAUUUAUCAAAUUUAAAUGGUUUCUUAA
This is a messenger RNA of Penaeus monodon (black tiger shrimp), 5165 nucleotides long. RefSeq names its product MOB kinase activator-like 3. Lineage: Eukaryota; Metazoa; Arthropoda; Malacostraca; Decapoda; Penaeidae. The transcript is spliced from 5 exons. Gene Ontology annotation, cellular component: nucleus; cytoplasm. Gene Ontology annotation, biological process: positive regulation of protein phosphorylation; signal transduction. The record is from RefSeq and is a predicted model, not a curated record. The coding region runs from base 90 to 788 and encodes 232 amino acids. Gene Ontology annotation, molecular function: protein kinase activator activity.